Molecule: messenger RNA, 4262 nt
Organism: Myripristis murdjan (pinecone soldierfish)
Lineage: Eukaryota; Metazoa; Chordata; Actinopteri; Holocentriformes; Holocentridae
Gene: tmem245
Product: transmembrane protein 245
Exons: 18
Coding region: 28-2655 (875 amino acids)
Source: RefSeq, a predicted model, not a curated record
UCAGAGAGCGAGGCGUAAUCUGGGAAGAUGGCAGACGAGGAGGGCUCGGGGCCGGAGGCAGCGUCCGCCUCUGUCUCCCCCCCGGAGAGCCCGCACGCCGCCCGGCCUCACUACGUCUCUUUCUCGGAGAGCGUGCAGCCGGCCGUAGGCAUGGUGAGCCAGCUGCUAACCCAGCCGUCCUCCCUCAAAUUUGACAAGAACAUCAAGCAGGCCUUCUACAACACCGGGGCCAUGAUCUUCGUGGCUAUCUGUUGCGGUGCAGCUGUUCUGGUGUACUUUAUCUUAGAGGCUUUCCUCCGCCCGCUGCUGUGGGCUGUGCUCUGUGGCACCUUCCUUCACCCUUUUAAAUACUCGCUCGCCCGGCUCGGCCGCUCCUGGCUCAGCGGCCUGCAGGACACCGGGACGCCCAUCGUUGUGGGCACCCUGCUGGUCCCCGUGUGGUGUGUGAACCACAGCGUGGACGCGAUGGGCAGGCUGGUGCUGGAGAAGCUCACGGUGCUGCUGGUGAUCGGGGCCGGCGCACCGCUGCUCUACUUCCUCUACCUGUUCUGGAGCGUCAUAGGAAUGCAGGUGAUCCUCGGGCACGUCUGUGGCAUCAUCGGGGCCGCGCUUGAUUGCUUCAACGCCGUGUGGGUCUGCACUGUGGUGGUGGGCUACAUUUUGGCUGUAGCUUUCAAGUGGAGUCCCAGCACUGAGUGCUACCUGAGGACUCUGUCUGUUCCUGUCUGGGCUGUCCUGCUCUUCUACCUGGUGUCUCUCACCGGCUCUUGGAGAGUGCCCAUAUUUGUUGUUGUCGUUAUCCUGCUCAUUGUGGGUUCCCAAGAGAAGCCACCAGUCCCUGGCAAAGGAGAGCUGUCAGGUCAGGUGCUGUCAUUCGCUGCUAACACUAUCUAUAUGGCCAUCUCCUGUAGCAACCUGCGACUGAAAAGUGAGGCCAGCGAAAACUCUUCCACAGAUGGCGUGAACUCUGCUGGUCCCGCUCCAAUCCCUGUCACCCCAGGGUUCCCUAGCGGCUCUCGGCCCAUGCCAGCUGGCCUCUUCCAGAAAGAAAAGAGCUCGCAAAGGGCCAGCGAUAUCUACUUCAUACUACUAGUCUGGGCCAUAGUGGUAGUUCAGGUCUGGCUCAACCUCUGGAUCCUGCAGCUGCUGCCAAUCCCUGUGGCUGUUUGGGUGAUGAAGAAGCUGGUGGUCCACUUUGGUGUGAAGAGCUUUGCAGAGCGCACCCUUGCCUCGUGGUGGACGGUGCUCGAGAAGUUUGGACGUGAGCGAGAGGAGGCCCUGCUGCCCGGACCAAUCAGAGGCCUGGCUCAGUUCCUGCUGCGCGUCGAUACGAAGCUCUGGCAUUGGCUUAACAAGCAGAUGAUUGUGUGGUUGGAGCGAUCCCUGGAUAAAAUCAUCAGCAUCUUCAUCAUCUUCCUCCUGGUCACAGGGACACUGCUCAUGGCUCUGCUGCUCACUGCUAUGGUUCAUCAUGAGAGUGUUCACAUCAUCGAGGUGACCAGUAACCUCAUCAAUGAGACUGUGUCUAACCACCCAGAAUGGGCCAAUUGGCUACCAGAGGCCCGUGUGGUCCAAAAGGCUCUGAACUCAGCUGCUACUAAUGUCUAUCAGCAUGGGAGAGAAUGGAUAACUCAGAAGCUUCAUAAGAUGUUAGGAGACAAGGUGAACCACACCGCAGUCAUUGAGAAGCAGGUGUUGGAGCUUUGGGACAGACUGUACCACUCCUGGUUUGUUAAGAAUGUGACCCACGCUGGACGCCAUCGAGGUCAGAAGAUGAUGACUCAGAGACAGAACAGCUGGCUGGGCGACAUUCUGGACUGGCAGGACAUCGCCUCUUUUGUACAGGACAACAUUGAGACGCUCCUGUCUAUCCUGGAGUCUCUGUGGGUGGUCAUGAGCAGGAAUGUCGGCCUUCUCAUCUCCACGACGACCACUCUGCUCACCGUCUUGUUCCACAGCGGCACGGCUCUGCUCAACUUUGCCCUGAGUCUGGUGAUCUUCCUGACCACUCUCUUCUACCUGCUGAGCUCCAGUGGAGAAUACUACAAACCUGUAAAAUGGGUCAUCAGCCUGACACCCCUGUCCCAGCCUGGACCUUCCUCCAAUAUCAUUGGCCAAUCUGUAGAGGAGGCCAUCAGAGGAGUGUUUGACGCCUCUUUGAAGAUGGCUGGCUUCUACGGCCUCUACACUUGGCUCACACACACCAUCUUUGGCAUCAACAUCGUCUUCAUCCCUUCUGCGCUGGCUGCCAUCCUGGGUGCGGUGCCGUUCUUGGGGACCUACUGGGCAGCGGUGCCAGCUGUGUGUGAUCUGUGGCUGGCACAGGGAGAGGGCGUCAAGGCCCUGCUGCUGCUCGUCUGCCAUCUGCUUCCAACCUACUUUGUAGACACAGCCAUCUACUCUGAUAUCUCCGGGGGUGGGCACCCGUAUCUGACAGGUCUAGCUGUGGCAGGCGGAGCGUACUAUUUGGGUCUGGAGGGGGCCAUCAUUGGGCCGAUUCUGCUUUGCAUCCUGGUGGUGGCAGCCAACAUCUACAGUGCCAUGCUGAUGAGCCCCAGCUCUGCUGUGCCCACGCCUGUUCAGUCGUCCUGGCCUCUCCACCCCGUCAGGUCCUUUGCAGACUCCACGCCUGUGCUGAAGAAGGCCAGUGAGUGAGAAAAAGAGGGUGUGGCUCUGUGAAACGUCUUCCGGCUUCCUAUUGGCUGAUGAUUUCCCAGGGGAAGUCCUCCCCUCUCUGAACGUCCUCCCUAUGCUGCCCCGCUCCUCAGGGAUGGCCCUGACCAAGAGAUGGCAGCGUAAUGCUUGGUUACCCAUGAUGCCAUCUGUCUACCAGAGCGGGUGCACAUGGAGCAACAUGGCAGCAGCUCCUGUGACUCAAUACGAGAACAUAAAUUUGCAAAAAUGAGAGCACACAUGUUCAGAUUCCCCAGCUGUGCUCCAUGAAAUGUGGACCAAUGUCACAUUGGGCUUACGAUUUUUGAAUGGCGGAGAAAUUGAUGCUCGUCACAUCGUCUCUCAGAACUCAGUGCCUAAGUCGACGUUCUAAUGUUUAGAAAUACCUAAAUUUAAACCACAUGUGGUUUGUGGUAAACCUGACCAUUAAGAUUCUAUAUUUUAUCUGCGAUGCCCCCGGUUUCCAGUUAGCACACCCUGACUGUUUAAAAAUGGCGUGGUUGUACAGUGUUUGUGCUCCCUACCUCGCUCCUCUUCCAGGCUCAUGUGGUUCAUAUUGCGGGCUGAUAUGUGCAAAGAUGAACUGAACUCUUUUUCUCAUAGUAGUCCUCAUGCCCGGCCAGGGAGUUGAUGAAGAGUGAUCUCUUUUUUGUUGUUGUUGUUUUUUACUUUAACAUAAGGCUUGAUUCACCUUACUGCGUCAACGAAUCUGAGUUUACCACAUUAGUUCUUGGCUUUAACAAAGCUGACACUCCUCCGCUCUCCUGGCCCAGGCUUUGGUACCACUGGUUUUUGCUUUUUCUUUUUUAAUAGCACUACUGUUGGAUUAUAACUGUUAUUUUUUAUUAUCUCUAACCGUUACAUGUUUUUUUGGACAUGUAGUGUUGCUGUAAUGUCUGGAAUGGAGAUGAGUUCUGUGCACAAACAAACCUGUAGUGCUGUCAGAUUAGAUAUCUGCAUAUAGAGUUUGGUCUCACUUCUCUUACCUAGGAUUCUGUUCUUACAUUUUUUUUUUCAGGCUAAGUUUGUUUAAACACACUGUGAGUGCACAUACACACACGCGAUUGCACAUGCGGUCAUUCUUUAGUUGACCUGUCAAUGUGGAAACACGCCCCUGCACUUAGAGUAUGUUGGUAUUGACAAGUUUGACAGGGUACUUUUGCAAGCGGUUUUGUUCAGUUUGUUAAUACUUGGAUUGUCAUACCCCCUCUCUCUCUCUCUCACACACACACACACACACCUCACUUCUCAUAGAAGACACAUGUUUGUAUUUUCUACUCACCUCAUACUCACAUAGAGUUAACUCCAUAGUAAAGUUGUGAAAACAUGAACCAGUUUACAUCACAUGAAGCUUUAAUAACCAACUUGUACAGGUGAAUCAUCUGUAUGUAAUGAACCUCAUUUGUCAUACAUGGCUACGGCGUCAGCUGCCUGGUGGUGGGACUGGAGAGCUGCGAUCUGUUAGGAGCGGGGUUGGAACAAGCCCGUCUCUCUAAUGCGAUCUCUGUCUCGUACCAUCACUGUGUUGGUUUUUUUUUUUUUUAAGUUACUGGAAGUGCACUGACCCAAUAAACAUUACCAUUUUGACA